Dibothriocephalus latus is the source of this 600-nucleotide messenger RNA. NCBI's taxonomy places the organism in Eukaryota, Metazoa, Platyhelminthes, Cestoda, Diphyllobothriidea, Diphyllobothriidae. The record is from the annotation of a GenBank genome assembly.
AUGCAGAAUCGUGAUCGAAUGCUGCAGUCCGCUUCGCGUCAGAUGUCCGUCGUUGGCAGCAGAGUUAGCAGUCGUGUCCGAUCCUCAAGUCUGAUGCAGAAUCAUGGUCAAAUGCUGCAGUCAGCUGCGCAUCAGCUGUCUAGCGUUAGGAACAGCCUUGCAGCCAGUGCAGGAAUAGUCGCAACUGGCUUGCGGAAUCUGGGUCAAAGGUUGCAAACAGCUGUGGCUAAUCGCUCCCAGAGUGCUUCAGCAGGAGCUGCCAAUCGGAAUAAAAUGUUGCCGCCACCUGCGCCUGCUGCGUCGGCUUCAGCCAGCACAGUGGACACUAACCCUCAGGAACUGGCGGCUCGUCGAGCGGACCCAAAAGCGGCGGCGUCGGCGAAAGAGGAAAAAGAGUACCAGGACCCCGGGCGAAGUAGACUGCGAAAAGUACAGGGCUCUGACAUGACAGAAAGUCAUCUUAGUGUUGAACCGGAUAAUAACAACGCUGGUCGCCAGUCUUCUAAUUCUUCUGGUGAGCAUGCGCUUCUGCUACUUGGGGGCCUAUACUGCAAUUUUCUUCUGCCGUUACUUGACGACGCAUUCCUAAGAGCUGUAUGA